AUGUCGGCUGAUAAAGUUGGAAAGGUUCAUAAGAAUCAUGUACAAUUUGGUAGCGAUGUGAAGACGGAGCCAAAAGUUCGUGCAAUUUCUCCUGCACCUCAGCCUCAUGAGGUAACAGCCCCACCGCCGUCGAUGCCGUUUGCAAUAAAGGACGAAGUAGAACUUCUUCGUGCUGGGACUCUGAAUAAGCAUGGCGAUCGGGUGAAGUCACAAGCAGCACCUGUUGGUGGUACUAAUGCAAAAUGA
Cooperia oncophora is the source of this 246-nucleotide messenger RNA. Lineage: Eukaryota; Metazoa; Nematoda; Chromadorea; Rhabditida; Trichostrongylidae. The record is from the annotation of a GenBank genome assembly.